AUGGAGGCACCGCCACCCACCGCCACCGCCACCGCCACGAAGCUCCGUCUUAUGUGCAGCUACGGCGGGGAAAUAACGAGGCGUCCCCGCACGAACACUCUGUUCUACGCGGGCGGAGACAACCGCAUCGUUUCAAUCGACCUCCGAAGCGUGACGACCCUCUCUUCCCUCCUUUCUCACCUCUCUUCCGCUCUCUCCCUCUCCUUUCCCUUCACUCUCAAGUACCAACUUCCCCACCUCGACCUUCACUCCCUCGCCCCACUCUCCUCCGACCAAGACUUCCACUCCCUCAUCCACCACCACCACCGCCACCACCAUCACCGCCGCAUCAGACUCUUCCUCUUCCCCACUCCUCUCAACAUAUGUUACCGAGACUCUGUUCCUGAAGUUCACUUACUGCCGCCACCUCCUUUGCUUUAUCACUCUCUAUACCUCUUGCCUUCCACUCUACUCUCAACAUAUGCAAGUCUCCAACCACAACUUUCUUUUUAUCCAAUUCCAAUGAAUCAUUCUCAAUCUCAAUCUCAACCUCAAUCUCAGAAUGUAUCCCCCCACGGCCAGCAUGGAAAUGAUUCAAAUGAACUUGACAAUGAUCUUGCUCGUCUUCAGAUAUACAAAUCUCAGCCCCCGCCUCCCCCAUUGCCUUCUAAAUAUGUAAUGUAA
Molecule: messenger RNA, 663 nt
Organism: Abrus precatorius (Indian licorice)
Lineage: Eukaryota; Viridiplantae; Streptophyta; Magnoliopsida; Fabales; Fabaceae
Exons: 1
Coding region: 1-663 (220 amino acids)
Molecular function (GO): protein binding
Source: RefSeq, a predicted model, not a curated record